Molecule: messenger RNA, 5141 nt
Organism: Strongylocentrotus purpuratus (purple sea urchin)
Lineage: Eukaryota; Metazoa; Echinodermata; Echinoidea; Camarodonta; Strongylocentrotidae
Exons: 3
Coding region: 797-2659 (620 amino acids)
Biological process (GO): positive regulation of DNA-templated transcription
Cellular component (GO): nucleoplasm; chromatin
Molecular function (GO): ubiquitin-protein transferase activity; zinc ion binding
Source: RefSeq, a predicted model, not a curated record
CCUGAUUUUAACAGGAAGAACAUCCUCUUUAUGAAUAAACAACUUUCGAUUGGUUCUCAAAUGUACUGAUAAAACACAUUGGAAGAAAUAACAGAACUAAUUACUGCGGCAUGUUUUGGAAUAGUCAAUCACUGGAUAUAAAUCACCGUCGAACAGCGAUCAUGCAACUACAUUUCAGCUUCCUUAUAAGAAUGUAGUGGAACUUCGACUACCUCUUUUCCUUAAGAGAACUGCACACCUCUCCCUAAAUCAAAGGGAAGAGGGAAUAUGGAGUGAACGAAAACCUUGAAUUGAACUGUCUUCAUGGACUGGGAUCUAUAAGCUAUUCUACCUGAGAAUUCCUGGGGUAUUCUCCACAAAAAUCAUAAAUAUUGGUUCAUGAAAAUUUGAAAGUUGACUUCAUCGGACCGUGCUCAAAGACAACCAGUGACAACCAGUUCUUGCCGCGGACAUCAGGAGAUGCGAUGAACGGUAGUGAUUUAGGUUUUGGACAAAGGGAAAAUUGACUUCGUCUGGUAUAUUCUGACACAAUAUAGCAAAUCAACUCGUGGUAUGUCAUGCAGCCUCAUAUAGUAACCCGAACAUGAACCGGAACCAAUGAAACGUAGCCAUCUUCGACAAACUUGCUUUGGCUUAAAAGAACAUUUUUUCAUCAUCUAAAUCUCAAUUUAGUAUAAAAUGUUCUGUAUAAAUAAAUUAUGUUGAGAAAUCGGGUAUAUAGUACAUAUUUAUUAUAGGCAUAUACUUUGAGACAUUUUCCCCGGUAUCAUAUCUAUAAAAUAGAAAAAUAGGCGUAAUGGCUUCGCUUGAUCAUCUGGUAUCACACACUCUGCAGUGCCCCAUUUGCUUCGAACUUCUGAAUGAUCCUAAGCAGUUAUCUUGCACGCACUCGUUUUGUACGAAAUGCCUUAAUGAUUUGUUGUCAUUUUCUUCACAAAGUGAGGCUGACGUUUUAACAUGUCCAGUAUGUCAAACCACGACGGCUGCCGUUGGUGGCGGUGUAGCAAAUCUAAAUACGAACGUUCCUCUCAAGUGUCUCGUUGAAGAUUAUAGAAAUAGAAAGGGGCUUUGUGGAAUGUGCGACAAAAAAGCCAGAGCCAAGCUUUACUGCUGUGACUGUGGAAAGGAUAUGUGUAAAGCAUGUCUCAAAAUUCAUAACAAAUGGUCUCCCAAUCUCAAGCAUGAAGUUGUGAAAGUAGAGGAUAUCAGAGAGAACAGAGUGUUCUUAAAGAAGAAGGUCUACUGUCAAGAGCACAAAUCAGAUGGACAGGAACAUGUAUGUACCGAUGUGUGCACUACUUGCAAGAAGUUCAUUUGCAUUAGAUGUCGGAUGUUGUACCAUGAAAAGAAAGGCCACUCUGUUCUAGAUGCUGAAGAGUACAAUAAUUCUAUCAGGAGAGAAAUCGAGUACCUAGUAGACCAGGGUAAGACGAAAGCUACGACCAUCAAAAACCACGUGACGCAUGUUGAGAGUCAGAUGAGUCGUGCCAUUGAUCACACUGACGUCAUACAAGCUCAAAUCAACAAGGCUUAUGACGAACUGAGCAGAAGAUUAAAAGAGAGGAAAGCAGCGCUAGAUUGGCAGUUGUACGUUCAGAAAAAGGAACUUCGCCGGAAAUUAGAGGAAAUGAAAGAUGCCAGUGAAAGGGUAGUUGUCAAUAUCGAGAGCGCCAGUGAGCUGGCAGGCUACAGUUUGAAGGCUCCACUUGGAAGGCACAUCAUUGCUAUUCGUGAUUCGCUGUCUGGUGAAUUAAAGAAUGUACUUGACAAGGAUGAUCCCAAAGAGAAACUUGCUAGUGACAUAGCAAAGAGUGCAGAGGAAAUAACAUUCAUACCCCAUAGUCAGAGUGAUGAGCUGGAGAUCGGUGAAAUCCGGAUCGUAAAAUGUCACCUGAAAUGUGACGUAGAUCUUACAAAGGAAAGCAGUAUGAACGCCAUGGCUGCUACACCAGACGGGAUGAUGGCAGUGGGAUACAGUACAGGAGGAAUCGAUAUCUUCUCUGCUGAUGGUCAGCUGCAGAAGACAGUCCUCAAGGAUGUUAAUGCUCUAGGGGCGGGAUUCCUGUCUGAUGGUCGAUUUGUUGUACUGACCACAAGUAACAGCAUCAUACUGUACACAUCAGAAUGGAAGAUGCUGGAUGUACGGUUUGAGACUCUGGGUCUUGAUGAAGGCGGCAUCGCUGACCUCACCAUUGACGGUCAUGAUCAAAUCUAUGUCAGCUACAGGACAGCUAAAAAGAUCCAGGAGUUUGCACCAGCUGGUGGGAAGGCCAUCAGAGAGAUACCUUGCGAUGGGUAUGAGCCUGAGCAGAUCAGUAGCUUUGAAAAUGAUGGAUUCGUAACGAAAUCAAGCAAAGGUUCAACGUGUUCGAUACGUGUCAUCGAUGCUCAAGGCGCUAAAAAGCACAUAGUAUCGAACGAGAGCAGUGAUUACCUCCUCCAUGCAACUGUUUCUCAUGAGCAAUCUGUCCUCAUCUGUUCAGUCAAGAUUGAUGAGGGAUUGGUUAUUAUCGAAGAGUACAGUAACGAGUUGACUCUCAUCAAGAUCCUCGUCUAUCACAAGAUUGAGAAACAUGAGAGAUUCUGGUACUACUUUCAGCAGUUCCGAUCAGGAGAGAUUGCUUUCUGUACGCCAGACAGACUUUAUAUCUUCGAAUAGUACGUUAAUAAAAUCAAUGCCGGUUGUGUUCAUGUUCAUGUGAUUCAUGAGCUUUUCAUUCCGUAAGGCAGCUUCACUAAGUUGAUCCUCUUUUAUUCAGACCGUAAUACUUGGAUAAAGACAUUUUUCUGUUGAUUCCUGUUCGUACCUUUGGAAAGGGCCUCAAUAAAGCUACUUACAUCCACUGGAGAUCACGACUGUGACCUUACUUAGGAUCCAUAUCUGAAGCUCCUGGACAGAUCUCAUCGUCAUUUUUGGACUCAUAUGACAUGACUUAGUAAGUCAUGUUCUGCCUACAUGUAUGUGAAUUUAUUAAAGGACUUUGUCGUUAGCGCAUCAUCGUCGGUCGCCGUCCGAUUAACUUGCAAUGUGAGGAUCACACUGGAGACGGGCAUAUAAAUAAUAUGUUUACUGCUCGUUCCUAAAUGGUAAAAUUGUGUUGUUUCGAGCCGUUCUUGAGGGUUCUGUUCUGUCAGCCAGCCUGCUUCAGAGUCGACAAAGGCUUCAUAGGUUAGCAAGUUCAUCGGGUGCAUCCUCCCAUAACCUACUGUUCCGACAUAGAGCUAUAGCUUUCAAAUAGCACAGCCUUAUAUUUCAGCUGUGGUCGGUCAUGCCCCUCUUCUCGAAGUAAUUUCACUCUAGAGGAUGUUUUUUGGUAUGACCGUCCUCUGUUCCAUACGUAGCUGAGCCAAACUGCUAAUGUCAAAUACACCCAUCACACCAACGAUACCGAGACACCGACACCAGACCAACAAUAGACCGAACAAAACAUUAUACUACCCCUCAGGUAGCAAGAAUCGGUCGGCGUGGCGUAGAUUUGGACACGCUUUAGCGGUAUGACAGAAGUAAAAAAGAACAAAUUGCAGCACCGGUAAAGGGCCUCCCCCCUUUGGAAUACUGUCCCACCGUAAGAUCUGAAGAUUACGUCAAUUGCAACACAGUUGUUAAUCUCCUACUUUGUUUCUAGCGUAUGCUAUUUUACUUAGUGGAUGAAGAAGAAUGAUUACACAUCCGUCCUGAUCUUGGUUGAUGGUAUGAUAGGUGCACGAACCUUUCCCAAUGCUUUCGUUGACUUAUCCACCUAAGUCAUUACUGUUAUACUCUGCAAUAUCUUUUGGCAGAAGUAAUAUUUUGAGCUCAUACUUUGAAUACAGUGUACUUACAUUGAACCCCUAACAUCAAGAGCAAAAUAUGACACUAUACAGUUAUAUAGCACUUUAAGAUUUUUGUACCGUGAGCGGGAAAGAUUGUUUCAAAUGUAAUUAUGUCGAUUUAUAUUGAUAAUGCUUUACUAGAUAUUAUUAAAAUUGAUAUACAGUACUGUGUAACUUAAUUUAUCAGGGAAGUACUUGUGAUUAUUUCAAUGUGUACACUAUAGUGGUGAGAAAAAAAAAUGUAUCGUAAGAAUUAAUGGAAGAACGUAUAUAUAAUUAGGGAGUUGAGAUCCUCCUGAUAUAAUGUAGGAUUGUAAAUACAUCGGUUCCAUCCUAUGUUGAGUACGCUGACAUGAUACUUAGUAAAUGUUCCUGAAAACCUAGAUAAUAUGAUGUCUGUCACAAACGAGACGUCAGUUGGCUAAUGUAGAAAUAUACCAGCAUCUAGCGCAGCUUUCGACACGCUAGGUAUAUGAGUGAUGACGUUUAAAAAGGGAGUGUAACAUAAACAGUGCAAAAAUUGCUAUAUAUGACUUGCUGGCGUAUGGUGUUAUUCUAUCUUCACAGGCUUGGAUAGCGCGGGUAUUAAAGACACUAUUAGAUUAAGAUACAACUUUGUAUCAAUGGAAAGCUGAAUGAACGUAGAAUACAAAUAUAAAGGAAUGAAUAUAUUUUCGAUUUCCUUAUUGCACAAAAGCAGCUUAAAACCUCAAACUUGCCGCAGUUACGAUGAGGACAUAUCACGUGGACCCAAUUGGUCCGUCGGCUCCUUUGUAGCUAAAUUGAUGAGCCGUGCUUAAUUAAAGCAAAACCAUUGGCCCGAAUUCACUUUGUAGACAAACCUAGGUUUAUAUGCGUCAUAUAACGCGUUUUGACGCGUUUCAGACCAAUUAAGCUAGGUUUGUCUGCACCUUGGUCUGAAACGCAUCGAAACGCGUCAAAUAUCGCACAUAAAUCUAGGUUUGUCGACAAACCUCCUUUGUGAAUUAAGGCCAAUGUGAAUAUGUGUACGCCACACAAAAUGAUGUCCUCAAGUCGAUAGCCAGUUUUUAGGUCGACAACUUCCGGUUUUCAAAGCUGUAAAUCUCGAGUUUUCAGAAAGCUGUUACUCCUCUGACAGACGCUGAAAUAGGAUAUAAUUGAUAUUAUAGUGACCUAUGGCUUGUAAGCUUUUCGUUGAUGUAUAAUUCCCCUAUUCAUUUUCUCUUCCGACAUGGUCUUUAGCCCAUUGGAAAAUACACCUCGCAUGAAAGCGGCGUAACAUUAUGUUUUUGACGUACAUAGCGACUCUAAAGGUGAUAUCGUAGAUUCGAAUUUAGUUGAAAAAU